Molecule: messenger RNA, 1068 nt
Organism: Plasmodium inui San Antonio 1
Lineage: Eukaryota; Apicomplexa; Aconoidasida; Haemosporida; Plasmodiidae
Exons: 1
Coding region: 1-1068 (355 amino acids)
Source: RefSeq, a predicted model, not a curated record
AUGAGCAAAUCUAUCAGAAGGGGAGAAAUAUACUUUAACGGGGUUUUUAAAUAUACUAAGAAGAAAAGCUUGCCAGUCCGUGACGAUGCUGGUUAUGGGGAGUUUUCAACAGAGAGGGGAUACUUGCGCGCAGUAAGGGAGAAAAAUAGUACUCAUAGAAUAGGAAGGGAUCGAGAAAAGGUUAAUCACGGGGAGGGUGACUUGGACUGGGAAGAGGAUGAUAGCCCGGAGAUAGACAAGGUGGGCGAAGUCGGCGAAACUGAGCAGGAGCGAAAAGAUGAACAGGCAGAGAAGCCCCUGAAGGAGCAGCAAGAACAGCGGGGGUACAAACCAGAACGACUGCAACCAAGGAGCGAAAAAUCGAGAGAGCAACCUCGAAAACAAUCAGGGGAGCAGAACAAGGGUCCCCCAAAACUCACCGCUAUAACAAGCGACGCUGUGGAGGCACCCGUGAGAAGGCUUUUCCCCGAUGGAAUAUUAAAAAAACGGUACCCCGAAAAACCUCGAAAUGUGCAUAAUUCCCAUGCUGAAGGUGUAGGAGUUAAUGUCCCUCCCGAAUUCAACAGCGCGGAUGUUUCACUAAAUGACGAAAGUGGUGACACUGGACGUGAGAAUUCUACCACGUUCAAUAAAAAAGGAAAAGGAAAAAAGCCAGUAAAAUCGAAAAAUUCUUCUCCAAAAAAUAAGUGCGUCUUUAAAAAAAGUAUCCUACUUAGGAAAAAAAAAACACUGUUAAAUGAGGCUUACGACAACCCAAUAUAUUUCGACAUGUGUCACGGCUGCGAUGCUGCACAACCACGUGGCAAUAGGUCCUACAUAAAAAGGAAUAAAAAGAAAAUAAACGGAGAGAAUUGUAAAUACAAGUACGAACUGCCCACUAUCGCUUCCUUGGGAAAGGUCAAAAAAUUAAAUUAUUUAAACUUUACAAUUAACGAAGAUGAAAUGACCAAGCAGGAAAGGAUGCUUCUCGAUAAUUUAUCAAACGUGUGCUUUGGUGGUAGCCUUCUGCACACCGUUACCCAGCCACGCAAAAAGUUGAGGCGUAAAAAGAGAAAACCUCGCCUAUAA